UUCGCCGUGGUGACGCCGUUUGCCGGCGACUGCACCGGUGUGGAGCUUUCGGUAGCGGUUCCUCUCCCGCGUGAAAUAUUAGAGGAGCUCCUCGUCCGAGGCCUGUGACCUGAGAACGACUAGGAAAGCGGCGAGAUGACGGACCGCUACACCAUCCACAGCCAGCUGGAGCACCUGCAGUCCAAAUACAUCGGCACCGGCCACGCCGACACCACCAAGUGGGAAUGGCUGGUGAACCAGCACCGCGACUCCUACUGCUCCUACAUGGGCCAUUUCGACCUUCUCAACUACUUCGCCAUUGCGGAGAAUGAGAGCAAAGCUCGAGUCCGCUUCAACUUGAUGGAGAAGAUGCUGCAGCCUUGCGGACCGCCAGCCGACAAGCCGGAGGAGAACUGAGAUCCCGGCUUGUCUGCGCUGAGCGGGAGAGCGCCAAUCCCUUCUGUGAUUCUACCGUCUGCCAUCAUUCCCGCCUGUCCCUGCCUCAAGUGGACUGAUUCUCCAUGGUUUCUUCUCGUGCUCUUCCUGACCAGAAGAAGGUGCUUACUUAUCCCGGGCGUUUCACCUGACCCGCCUUCAUGUGGACCCUUCGGAACACAGCGUUGGGGAGACAGGACGCCAGAGAACUGUGACCCUGGACUCUUUAAAGCCAGCGAGCGUUAGGGGUGACUGCACUGGAGUGAGAUGCAAAGUGGAGGCUCGUUUUUGGCUGCUUGUCGUUGUUGAUUUUUUUCCAUAAAGUUCAGAAACUUUUCA
Molecule: messenger RNA, 753 nt
Organism: Artibeus jamaicensis (Jamaican fruit-eating bat)
Lineage: Eukaryota; Metazoa; Chordata; Mammalia; Chiroptera; Phyllostomidae
Gene: SF3B5
Product: splicing factor 3b subunit 5
Exons: 1
Coding region: 136-396 (86 amino acids)
Biological process (GO): mRNA splicing, via spliceosome
Cellular component (GO): U2 snRNP; precatalytic spliceosome
Source: RefSeq, a predicted model, not a curated record